AUGGAAAUGACCCGGCGCCCUGAGGAAGCGCGGCUGCACUACGACCCACCGCCACUUCGAUAUUGCCUCCAUUUACACCAAGAAUGCAAUCUCGUUGAUGCUAAUGUUAUUGUUCAUUUCUACAUACCUGCCAAUAUGAUGACCCGGGCAAAGGAAAUGGAAAUUAAACUGAGGGCAGCACUUAAGGAAUUGGAGUCAUCCAAACUCCUGUGUGACCAACUGCUGCAGGAGCGGGAAGACAAUGAAGUGGAAGUGAAGAACAUUAUUAAUAGGAAUAGUAAACUCAAAACUGAAUUGGCCGAACUACAUGUAUGUCACACGGACCUGCUAGACCAACAUAAUAGAUUAUUUAACGAAGUCAGUGCUUUUCAGCAGUGCACCGAGACUCAUGAACAUGCUCUGACACGCAUAUCACAACUUGAGCAUGAUCUAAGAAAAGCCCAUAAUACAAUAAAUAAACUAGAGGCUAGUAAACAAUCAGUACAGUCAGCUGAUACUCUUUCUUUAUAUGAUGAGUUAGUUGGGAGUGGGUCUGGUGACAUAUGUGAGCAGGCCAUUACCAUAGACUUGACUGGUGAUGACACUAUCCCCACUCGCCCUGUACUCAAUAGUCAUAAUAAAAUAAAAAACGACGCUGCAGCUGAUUGUGUUCUAGUGGAUGAAAUACGUGCAGAGAACAGCGGGGCAAAUAUUCGGGAACCAUCUGCGACGCGGUGCUUCAUGCGACCCGGUUAUAAUGAGGCCAUGCUGACUACCGAAGUACCAGUCUACCACGAUGCCGGAGUCAAACGAGCAGACAAAACGCCUGAACAACAUGGCCAGUCAGAAGUGCGUUGGUCUAUUAAAGAAUUUAUACUGAAUGAUACGGAGGAAAUUAUACUGAAGGAGUAUAUACUGAAUGAAAUGGGGGGUCUCUAA
Molecule: messenger RNA, 918 nt
Organism: Spodoptera exigua (beet armyworm)
Lineage: Eukaryota; Metazoa; Arthropoda; Insecta; Lepidoptera; Noctuidae
Source: the annotation of a GenBank genome assembly